AUGUCGAAACUGGGAAGCCUUAAAGUUCCAUCGGUCAUUAAGAAAAGACGAAUCGAUCAUGGUUUGCCAACAUUUAGCUGGAAUUCAUUAAGAAACGUGGAGGAAAUUGGCAGUGGUAGCUAUGGAUCUAUACACCGCGCAAUUUAUGACAAGGAGACAGUUGUUGUUAAAAAGCUUAAAGGCAAAUCGUCAAUUGCUAAAGACCUAUUUCUUAAGGAAGCAAAGUUGCUUUUUGGGGCAAUUGCCAUAAAGCCGUACGAUCUAGUAUUAGUGACGAAGAUGAAUAGGGAAUGGUCAGAUAAGUACAGGAGAGAGACGCCAGAGUUUCCAGAAUGUGUACUUUCACGUAAAUCUCCGCUGUAUUAA
Molecule: messenger RNA, 366 nt
Organism: Paramuricea clavata
Lineage: Eukaryota; Metazoa; Cnidaria; Anthozoa; Malacalcyonacea; Plexauridae
Source: the annotation of a GenBank genome assembly